Protopolystoma xenopodis is the source of this 174-nucleotide messenger RNA. The record is from the annotation of a GenBank genome assembly. NCBI's taxonomy places the organism in Eukaryota, Metazoa, Platyhelminthes, Monogenea, Polystomatidea, Polystomatidae.
AUGUAUCCAUGUGUCAAGGGAAUCUUUAUCGGCCUGGCUCAGACGUUCUCCCCCAGAACCUCUCCACCCCGACUCUGCUCCCCCACCGCCCCAGCUGCCGCAGUCUUUCUUUUCCCUAAACGAUGGGCCUCACAUCCUCUCGCCGCUGUCAGGUUUUCAAUCCUGACAGCCUAG